AUGGCUACCCAACGAAUGACAUUCUUCAAGGUCUUUGAUCCCCAGGCGCACUCUGACGACCUCAUCCAGAAAUACAACAUCUUGCGCGAGACCAAUAAAAAAGAUGGUAAACCAUAUAUCCGCUCCAUCAUCGCGAAGCCCACAAUCGCCAAUCGCCUCGACAACGGUUACAACUUCGUUGCAAUCACAACAUUCGACUCACUUGAAGACCUUGAGUUUUACGAUAAGGAAUGUCCGGCGCACAAGAAGUUGAAGGAGUUUUCCAAUGAGGUGACAGAACGCCCACCGCAGAGCGUUUGGAUUUACUUGUGA
This is a messenger RNA of Fonsecaea erecta, 312 nucleotides long. RefSeq lists its product as hypothetical. The transcript is spliced from 3 exons. The record is from RefSeq and is a predicted model, not a curated record. Bases 1 to 312 code for a protein of 103 amino acids. NCBI's taxonomy places the organism in Eukaryota, Fungi, Ascomycota, Eurotiomycetes, Chaetothyriales, Herpotrichiellaceae.